GGUAAGGGUGAAAGUUGAAGGGUAUGUUGUCAACAUGGCAUCUGGCAUUAGUGCAAAGCAUGGAUUAUUAACGACAAAAUGUUCGGUGUUUCACUCACUCCAAAGAAAGAUAUUGCCACACGCUAUUUGUAUUCAACGACCUACCGAAGUGAAAUGUCUACGAGCUUCAACAAACUCGACUGCAGAGUCGCAGCACAACGAAAAAUACUGUAUCGAUAUUGUGAGGUAAGCAAGGCAGCUUGCUAGCUAGCUAAAUAUUGUUCUAAAUGGUAUGACUAGCAAGCAUCCUUCUAUGCACAAAUUGCAUGGGCCCUCUGUGACUGGCUAUACUGUCUCUCUCUCACUGGCUACAUUGUACAGCUAGUUGCAGGAUUGGGUUCAAUUCCUAUCAAUUCAGAAAGUAAACCAAAUAAAUUCAAAUUCCAAAUGUUCCUCAUUGAAAUGCAUUGAAGAGAAUUGGAAUUUCAGUGUAUAUAUUGAAUUGAAAUGGAAUUGACCCCAACCCUGGUUAGUUGUUUGUUUUUGUUGUAUGUGUUAUUGCAUCCAAUGUUUUCAUUGUGAAGAAGUUAGUCCACCACUAGUAUUGCACUUUACUUGCCUGUGUCCACUGUCUUGUUUCCCUAGGUCUCGGGACUAUGACGGUUUUGUGUCCUCCCUGCUUCUCCCUGAGGAUGCCCGGCGCUCCUCACUGGCCCUGAGGGCCUUCAAUGUUGAGCUGGCUCAGGCAGGUAUUCCAGCAAGUAUUCAUACCCCUUGACUUGUUCCACAUUUUGUGUUACAGCCUGAAUUCAAAAUGGAUUAAAAAAAAUAUUAAAAAAUCUCACCCAUCUAAACACAAUACCUCAUAAUGACAAAGUGAAGACAUUUUUGCAAAUGUAUUUAAAAUGAAAUACAGAAAUAUCUCAUUUACAUAAGUAUUCACACCCCAGAUUCAAUACUUUGUAGAAGCACUUUUGGCAGCGAUUACAGCUGUGAGUCUUUCUGGGUAAGUCUCUAAGAGCUUUGAGCACCUGGAUUGGGCAUCAUUUGCCUAUUAUUCUUUUCAAAAUUCUUCAAGCUCUGUCAAAUUUGUUGUUGAUGAUUGCUAGAUAACCCCUUUCAGGUCUUGCCAUACAUUUUCAAGCAGAUUUAAGUCAAAACUGUAACUCAGCCACUCAGGAACAUUCACUAUCUUCUUGGUAAGCAACUCCAGUGUAGUUUUGGCCUUGUGUUUUAGGUUAUUGUCCUGCUGAAAGGUGAAUUUGUCUUCCAGUGUCUGUUGGAGAGCAGACUGAACCAGGUUUUCCUCUAGGAUUUUGCCUGUGCUUAGCUCUAUUCCGUUAAUUUUUAUCCCAAAAAAGUCCCUAGUCCUUGCCGAUGACAAGCAUACACAUAACAUGACGCAGCCACCACCAUGCUUGAAAAUAGGAAGAGUGGUACUCAGUGAUGUGUUGUGUUGGAUUUGCCCCAAACAUAACGCUUUUUAUUCAGGACCAAGUUCAUUUUUUAGGCAAUUUUUUUGCCGUUUUACUUUAGUGCCUUAUUGCAAACAGGAUGCAUGUUUUGGAAUAUGUAUUCUGUACAUGCUUCCUUCUUUUCACUCUUGUCAAUUAGGUUAGUAUUGUGGAGUAACUACAAUGUUCUUGAUCCAUCCUCCAUUUUCUCCUAUCACAGCCAUUCAACUCUGUAACUGUUUUAGUCACCAUUGGCCUCAUGGUGAUAUCCCUGAGCGGUUUCCUUCCUCUCCAGUAACUGAGUUAGGAAUGACGCCUGUAUCUUUAUAGUGACUGGGUGUAUUGAUACGCCAUCCAAAGUGUAAUUAAUAACUUCACCAUGCUCAAAAGAGAUUUUCAAUGUCUGCUUUUAACCGUUUUAGCCAUCUACCAAUAGGUGCCCUUCUUUGCGAGGCAUUGGAAAACCUCCCCGGUCUUUGUGGUUGAAUCUGUGUUUGAAAUUCACUGCUUGAUUAAGGGACCUUACAGAUAAUUCUAUGUGUGGGGUACAGAGAUGAGGUAGUCAUUAAAAAAUCAUAUUAAGCACUAUUAUUGCACACAGAGUGAGUCCAUGCAACUUAUUAUCCACUGAACUUAUUUUGGCUUAACAAAGUGGUUGAAUGCUUAUUGACUCAAGACAUUUCAGGUAUUUUCUAUUAAUUUGUAAACAUUUAGAAAAACAUAAUUCCACUUUGAAAUUAUGGGGGAUUGUGUGUAGGCCAGUGACAAGAAAAUCUCAAUUUAAUCAAUUUUAAAUUCAAGCUCUAAAACAAAAUGUGUAAAAGGUUGAGGGGUGUGAAUACUUUCUGAAGGCACUGUAUGAAUAUAUAUGCAUAUAUUGGAAAUGAUGAUACUAUAAUCCUCAAUGGGAUGGUCAUAUGUCCAAUACAGUGAGGGGAAAAAAGUAUUUGAUCCCUUGCUGAUUUUGUACGUUUGCCCACAGACAAAGAAAUGAUCAGUCUAUAAUUUUAAUGGUAGGUUUAUUUGAACAGUGAGAGACAGAAUAACAACAAAGAAAUCCAGAAGAACGCAUGUCAAAAAUGUUAUAAAUUGAUUUGCAUUUUAAUGAGGGAAAUAAGUAUUUGACCCCCUCUCAAUCAGAAAGAUUUUUGGCUCCCAGGUGUCUUUUUUACAGGUAACGAGCUGAGAUUAGGAGCACACUCUUAAAGGGAGUGCUCCUAAUCUCAGUUUGUUACCUGUAUAAAAGAGACCUGUCCACAGAAGCAAUCAAUCAAUCAGAUUCCAAACUCUCCACCAUGACCAAGACCAAAGAGCUCUCGUAGGAUGUCAGGGACAAGAUUGUAGACCUACACAAGGCUGGAAUGGGCUACAAGACCAUCGCCAAGCAGCUUGGUGAGAAGGUGACAACAAUUGGUGCGAUUAUUCGCAAAUGGAAGAAACACAAAGUAACUGUCAAUCUCCCUUGGCCUGGGGCUCCAUGCAAGAUCUCACCUCGUGGAGUUGCAAUGAUCAUGAGAACGGUGAGGAAUCAGCCCAGAACUACACGGGAGGAUCUUGUCAAUGAUCUCAAGGCAGCUGGGACCAUAGUCACCAAGAAAACAAUUGGUAACACACUACGCCGUGAAGGACUGAAAUCCUGCAGCGUCCGCAAGGUCCCCAUGCUCAAGAAAGCACAUAUACAUGCCCGUCUGAAGUUUGCCAAUGAACAUCUGAAUGAUUCAGAGGAGAACUGGGUGAAAGUGUUGUGGUCAGAUGAGACCAAAAUGGAGCUCUUUGGCAUCAACUCAACUCGCUGUGUUUGGAGGAGGAGGAAUGCUGCCUAUGACCCCAAGAACACCAUCCCCACCGUCAAACAUGGAGGUGGAAACAUUAUGCUUUGGGGGUGUUUUUCUGCUAAGGGGACAGAACAACUUCACCGCAUCAAAGGGACGAUGGACGGGGCCAUGUACCGUCAAAUCUUGGGUGAGAACAACCUUCCCUCAGCCAGGGCAUUGAAAACGGGUCGUGGAUGGGUAUUCCAGCAUGACAAUGACCCAAAACACACGGCCAAGGCAACAAAGGAGUGGCUCAAGAAGAAGCACAUUAAGGUCCUGGAGUGGCCUAGCCAGUCUCCAGACCUUAAUCCCAUAGGAAAUCUGUGGAGGGAGCUGAAGGUUCGAGUUGCCAAACGUCAGCCUCGAAACCUUUAAUGACUUGGAGAAGAUCAGCAAAGAGGAGUGGGACAAAAUCCCUCCUGAGAUGUGUGCAAACCUGGUGGCCAACUACAACAAACGUCUUACCUCUGUGAUUGCCAACAAGGGUUUUGCCACCAAGUACUGAGUCAUGUUUUGCAGAGGGGUCAAACACUUAUUUCCCUCAUUAAAAUGCAAAUCAAUUAAUAACAUUUUUGACAUGCGUUUUUCUGGAUUUUUUUGUUUGUUAUUCUGUCUCUCACUGUUCAAAUAAACCUACCAUUAAAAUUAUAGACUGAUCAUUUCUUUGUCAGUGGGCAAACGUACAAAAUCAGCAGGGGAUCAAAUACUUUUUUCCCUCACUGUACAUAUCCAGUGUUAAGUGUUGAUGUUCAGGCAUCCUGCUAUUGAAGAUAAUUUUUUUAUUUAUUUCACCUUUAUUUAACCAGGUAAGCCAGCUGAGAACAAGUUCUCAUUUACAACUGCGACCUGGCCAAGAUAAAGCAAAGCAGUGCGAUUAAAAACAACAACACAGAGUUACAUAUGGGGUAAACAAAACAAAGUCAAAAAUACAAACAGAAAAUAUAUAUAUACAGUGUGUGCGAAUGUAGUAAGUUAUGAAGGUAAGGCAAUAAAUAGGCCAAAUGCUGUUAUGUCUAGAAUAGUACAUCAACCUAUAGACCUAGAUAUAAACAUGGAUAACAACAGUGAGGGAAUGGUCUUGUAAAGCAAGACAUUUUUCGUGCAAAUCUGUAUGCCUAACAGUAUAAACUUUAUUCAAUGAAGAUUGAAGGAAUUGAGAAAACCCUCGCUUUUUGUUUCACUCCAAGGUGAAGGACUCUGUUUCCCAGAAGACCAUAGGUCUGAUGCGGAUGCAGUUCUGGAAGACUACAGUGGAGGAGAUCUACAGGGAUGACCCCCCAGUGCAGCCUGUCAGUGCAGAACUAUGGAGGGUCAGUCUGGAGUAGACAUCUUCUGUUUUCAUUUUCAUUAAUAAAUCUGCAGUGCUGGAUUUGUAAUUGCGGCUAUUAUAGUCUACAGUAUAUCAUUUAGACUUUGCAUAGCAUUAAACAUAGCUUUUCCAAUGCAUUUGAUAUGGACUGUUUUAAACAUCUUCAAAUAUCUCAUUUUGCAGGCGGUGAGGAAACACUACCUGACAAAGAGGUGGAUGCUUAGGAUAAUCUCUGAAAGAGUAAGCAAAUGUUGCAUUUUAGGUCAUGGAUUUGUGUGGGUUCAAUUCUAGUUAUGUUUCAUUUAUUUGAUGUAUGUCUCUACUGUUGCCAACAGGAGAAAGACAUGGAAGACAGAGCUUAUAGAAACCUCCAGGAGCUGGAGGCAUAUUCAGAGAAUACCCAGGCCUCACUACUGUACCUUCUUUUGGAGAGUUUAGGUGAGUAUGUGUGUGUGCUUGCGUUUGUGCUUGACUCCACUGACUGAACGGAGUGUACAGCAUGUGCAUUGUUCUGUUCCAGAGGGGGAAAAAACAUAUUCCAAUGAAGUACCUCUUAGAAAUGAUGAGAAUCGUGCUCGCCAAUGCAGCACAUUGACUAAAAUGAGAAAGAUGAGAAUUGCAGCCACCUAAUGGAAUAUUGCUCGGGAACUUUAAUUGUGCCUUGUCUAAUGAUACCAUGUACGCCUGGCGUUACAGAGCGCUCCAAGCCUAAUUGCACAUUGAAAAUGUCAUAAGAAUGAGUCAAUAUAGCCACUGAACUCCUGUAGAUUUUUGUUGAAAGGCUGGACAACAGAAAUUACCCAUCAUUUCCACUCUACAUUAAGUGAAUUCUCAAUAGAUUCCAUAGAGCCAAAGAAAUGGAUGACUAUGACUCUGCCCCUUCCCUAUUUGGAAAAACCUGACAGGAACAGUCACAUUAUACUGUGUAUGUACAGUGCAUUCUGAAAGUAUUCAGACCCCUUGACUUUUUCCAAAUUUUGUUACGUUACAGCCUUAUUUUAAAAUGGAUUAAAUAAAUGUUUUCCUCAUCAAUCUACACACAAUACCCCAUAAUGACAAAGCGGAAACAGGUUUUUAGACAUUUUUGCACAUUUAUUAAAAACAGAAAUACCUUAUUUACAUAAGUAUUCAGACCCUUUGCUAUGAGACUCAAAAUUGAGCUCAGGUGCAUCCUGUUUCCAUUGAUCAUCCGUGGGAUGUUUCUACAACUUGAUUGGAGUACACCUGUGGUAAAUUCAAUUAUUGGACCACGAUUGGAAGGCACACAUCUGCUAUAUAAGGUCCCACAGUUGACGGGUGCCAUUGUCAGGCAAAAACCAGCCUGAUGAAAACCUGCUCCAGAGCGCUCAGGACCUCAGACUGGGCGAAGGUUCACCUUCCAACGGACAACAACCCUAGCACACAGCCAAGGACAACGCACUCAAGGCCUUCGGAACAAGUCUCCGAAUGUCCUUGAGUGGCCGCCGAGGCCGGACUUAACCGAGUCCAGCAAGCUCUGGAGAAGACCGAAAUAUUUGAGCGAGCUCCCAUCCAACUGACAGAGCUGAGAGGAUCUGCAGAGAGAAUGGAGAGAACUCCAAGAAUACAGGGUGCCAAGCUCAUAGUGUCUACCCAAGAAACUCGUAGCUGUAUUCGCGCCAAAGGUGCUAUUCACAAAGUACUGAUAAAGUUCGAAUACUUAUGUAAAGGGGUCUGAAUACAUUCCGAAUGCACUGUAUACAAAAUAAUAAUUACUUGAACAUGCAGAUUGUUUUAUGACUUGAGAGGGAGACUUAGAAGCAGGUCAAGCUGUAUUCACUUGAGGGAUUAAUUAAGUGGCAUAAUUUCUGCAUCUCAAAUACCUGCGUUUCUGUGAAUCAUUCGCAUCUUCUCUUGUGGAAUGUCAUUUAUUUGCCCCCCUCUGCGAAGGAACCUGUCACACUUGUUCCAGUCUAAUUGACUAGAAGAGACAUCUGACUCAAAGCCUCAACCUAUUUCAAGUACAGUGCACUCGGCAUGAAAGCAUUUCCCAGUUAUUAAUAUCAAAGCGUGUGCGCUUCAUUGUUGUGAUAAAUUAUGUAUACAAGAGAACAGUGUCUGUUUUAGCAUUGCCCUAGUCAAUCAAAAACAGUAACUAGGUUUCUGGGGUAAACUAGAAGACACAUUCUUCUUGUACCUAGACAAAGCAUAUUUAAUUCAAUAGAGUUUAUUUAUUUGUUUUAAAAGUGGUGCAAUGUUUUAACUUUAGUUAUUUUCUGCCUUCCCUGAUUCCUUCUGUGUGUGUUUUUGUCCAGGUGUGAAAGAUGUCCAUGCUGAUCAUGCUGCCAGCCACAUUGGUAAGGCCCAGGGGAUCGUGACGUGCCUAAGAGCCACACCCUACAACAGCAGCAGACGCAAAGUCUACCUACCUAUGGACAUCUGCAUGCUGGUGAGUGACCAUAUCUGCAGCAGAGGUAUCAAAAUUAUGACUUUCCUGCUGGUGACGUUUUGUACAGAUGGAUGCCAUACUGCAAUUCCAGAUACACACACACACACAGGCCUUUAUGUCACAGGAUAUUCCUGCUAGACUGGUUUGGCAUUAUCCACACAGUGAGUGAGUGUGUCACUACUCCAAAUGGAGCAUGCCAGAGGCACAGUUAUAAUGAAACCCCAUGACAAUGCACUGGCUGUAGUUACAAGGCAAAUUCACAGCCUUUGUCUGAGCCAUCUGUCACCAAGGCCUCUGAGCCACAGCUGGAGUGACAGGGGACUGUGUGCUGUGUGGUUUAUGAUGUGACAUCAGAAGGUUAGUGACCUCAUCAGGUUUAUGGAGGCCUCCAGUUCAUUUACCUAUUACUAAUGUUUUGGCAGCUGGGGGCGCUGUUGUAACAUCAUAAAGGUUUAGUCAUGAGCUCAACUGAAGCCCCCUAGAGUUUCCCCCUACAGUCCAUCUAUGAUUUUUCCCCCUACCUCCAUCAAUGUUAAAGCUUGCUAAAGCCUGGUGGGUUUUCUCCACUUCCUGUGUCAUUAAGGGACAGUGAGUGCUUUGCAAUUUUCCAAUUAUUUUCAUCCGGUCAUAAGUUCAUUGCUCUGGUUGGAAGGACGGAAGGGACUGUUGGUGUCUGGGGAUUUAACUACCGCAGCCUCUGUCCGUGGUGAUGUUAAAUUUAUACAGGCUUUGGCAUUGAAACCUCUGUAUGUUCCUGUGUUGUUGUUGUUUGCUCCCAUUGCUUGACAAUAGCUUCUAGCCUAGCUAAUAACUUGCAAUACCAAGCUUCAUUGCAUUCAAAUAGUAUUGAAGUUACCCGACUUGAUUGUUUAGUUUGUCAAGCUAACAUGUGUAGCAGGAUGUCUACAGACACCGACCGCCUUGUGCUUUUGGGCAAUACAAAUCUCCUUGUCAUCAUAUUAUUUUUAAACUAUAUCAAACUAAACUCCUUAUUUGUGGAAUAAGAUUCAGAUUACCCUGUUUAUUAAUUUUUUGCUGUCAAACUAUCCGACUUCUACUCUGUUUCUAAACAACUUCUGUCUAUCAGGGGGCUGACGUCCACAGUGCAGUAAACAGACCUCAAGGCAGCCUGAGGCCAUAAUAACAGUUUAAAGGAGAGAGAACUAAGAUCUGACAAUCGUUAUACAGUGAGGGAAAAAAGUAUUUGAUCCCCUGCUGAUUUUGUACGUUUGCCCACUGACAGACAUGAUCAGUCUAUAAUUUUAAUGGUAGGUUUAUUUGAACAGUGAACGACAGGAUAAUAACAACAAAAAUCCAUAAAAACGCAUGUCAAAAAUGUUAUAAAUUGAUUUGCAUUUUAAUGAGGGAAAUAAGUAUUUGACCCCUCUGCAAAACAUGACUUAGUACUUGGUGGCAAAAUCCUUGUUGGCAAUCACAGAGGUCAGACGUUUCUUGUAGUUGGCCAACAGGUUUGCACACAUCUCAGGAGGGAUUUUGUUCCACUCCUCUUUGCAGAUCUUCUCCAAGUCAUUAAGGUUUCGAGGCUUACGUUUGGCAACUCGAACCUUCAGCUCCCUCCACAGAUUUUCUAUGGGAUUAAGGUCUGGAGACUGGCUAGGCCACUCCAGGACCUUAAUGUGCUUCUUCUUGAGCCAUUCCUUUGUUGCCUUGGCCGUGUGUUUUGGGUCAUUGUCAUGCUGGAAUACCCAUCCACGACCCAUUUUCAAUGCCUUGUCUGAGGGAAGGAGGUUAUGUGCCUCCCGAGUGGCGCAGUGCCACUAGAGAUCCUGGUUCGAAUCCAGGUCUGUCGUAGCCGGCCGCGACCGGGAGACCCGUGGGGCGGCGCACAAUUGGCCCAGCGUCGUCCAGGGUAGGGGAGGGAAUGGCCGGCAGGGAUGUAGCUCAGUUGGUAGAGCAUGGCGUUUGCAACGCCAGGGUUGUGGGUUCGAUUCACACGGGGGGGUAUGAUUUUUUAAAUUUUUAUAAUGUAUGCACUCACUAACUGUAAGUCGCUCUGGAUAAGAGCGUCUGCUAAAUGACUAAAAUGUAAAUGUAAAAUGUUCUCACCCAAGAUUUGAAGGUACAUGGCCCCGUCCAUAGUCCCUUUGAUGCGGUGAAGUUGUCCUAUCCCCUUAGCAGAAAAACACCCCCAAAGCAUAAUGUUUCCACCUCAUGUUUGAUGGUGGGGAUGGUGUUCUUGGGGUCAUAGGCAGCAUUCCUCCUCCUCCAAACACGGCGAGUUGAGUUGAUGCCAAAGAGCUCGAUUUUGGUCUCAUCUGACCACAACACUUUCACCCAGUUCUCCUCUGAAUCAUUCAGAUGUUCAUUGGCAGCUUCAGACGGCCCUGUAUAUGUGCUUUCUUGAGCAGGGGGACCUUGCGCGGCGAUGCAGGAUUUCAGUCCUUCACGGCGUAGUGUGUUACCAAUUGUUUUCUUGGUGACUAUGGUCCCAGCUGCCUUGAGAUCAUUCCUCACUGUUCUCAUGAUCAUUGCAACUCCACGAGGUAAGAUCUUGCAUGGAGCCCCAGGCCGAGGGAGAUUGACAGUUAUUUUGUGUUUCUUCCAUUUGCGAAUAAUCGCACCAACUGUUGUCACCUUCUCACCAAGCUGCUUGGCGAUGGUCUUGUAGCCCAUUCCAGCCUUGUGUAGGUCUACAAUCUUGUCCCUGACAUCCUUGGAGAGCUCUUUGGUCUUGGCCAUGGUGGAGAGUUUGGAAUCUGAUUGAUUGAUUGCUUCUGUGGACAGGUGUCUUUUAUACAGGUAACAAGCUGAGAUUAGGAGCACUCCCUUUAAGAGUGUGCUCCUAAUCUCAGCUCGUUACCUGUAUAAAAGACACCUGGGAGCCAGAAAUCUUUCUGAUUGAGAGGGGGUCAAAUACUUAUUUCCCUCAUAAAAAUGCAAAUCAAUUGAUAACAUUUUUGACAUGCAUUUUUCUGGAUUUUUUUGUUGUUAUUCUGUCUCUCACUGUUCAAAUGAACCUACCAUUAAAAUUAUAGUCUGAUCAUUUCUUUGUCAGUGGACAAACGUACAAAAUCUGCAGGGGAUCAAAUACUUUUUUCCCUCACUGUACAUGCCGUGAAUAAUGGAGAUAAUUAUCGAGAGCUUCAGUUUAUUCACCCCAUUAGAGGCCAUAUGCUCUCAGCAUGAACAAUUGGUUUGCUCGGCUAGAUUAGUGAUUUGAAGGAACAAAUCUCUCCUGUGUGAAUAAGUGGUGUGAACAAAGGUGUGUGUGUGUGUGUGUGUGUGUGUGUGUGUGUGUGUGUGUGUGUGUGUCACCACCAGCACAGAGCCUCCCAGGAGGACUUCAUCCGAGGGAGCCGGGAACAGAAUGUGAGAGACGUGGUGUAUGACAUUGCCAGCCAAGCCCACGUACACCUACAACACGUAUGUACCCUCAUGAAAUUAGGACAGCCCAGUGUUCCUCCAAAGUUAUUUGGUGGGCUGUUCUUGCCAAGCAGAUUUACUGCUUGCUUGAAAAACCAAGUCUUCAAUAAGAUUUGAUUCAAUUACGUUUUUCAUCAGUCCUGGUAAAAGAAAAUGGAGGGCUCUGAUAGUGUGUUCUCAUGUGGGAUCAGUCGUUUUUGCUAAUGGCUACUACAAUGCGUUUUUUACCUGUACGACACUGACCUUAUCAAUUAACGUUGAUGAAUAUAUAACUGUUUUAUUGUGAGCUUCAAGUUAUGGUUUGUUUGUAUACAAAGGGGAUUGAAAAGAAGCUGAAGUAGUCAGAAAUUGAUUAACUAGUAGCUAAGGUCCUAAACGAUAUUAUAAACGCGAUCGAUAAAAGACAGUACUGCGCAGCCACCUUCAUCGACCUGGCCAAGGCUUUAGACUCUGUCAACCACCACAUUCUUAUUGGCAGACUAAAUAGCCUUGGUUUCUCUAAUGACUGCCUUGCCUGGUUCACCAACUACUUCUCAGAUAGAAUUCAAUGUGUCAAAUCGGAGGGCCUGUUGUCUGGACCUCUGGCCGUCUCUAUGGGGGUGCCACAGGGUUCAAUUCUCGGGCCGACUCUAUUCUCUGUGUAUAUCAAUGAUGUCGCUCUUACUGCUGGUGACGCUCGGAUCCACCAUUAUGUGGACGACACCAUUUUGUAUACAUCUGGCCCUUCAUUGGACACUGUGUUAACAAACCUCCAAACGAGCUUCAACGCCAUACAACACUCCUUCCGUAGCCUCCAACUGCUCUUAAACACUAGUAAAACUAAAUGCAUGCUCUUCAACCGAACGCUGCUUGCACCCGCCCACCCGACUAGAAUCACUACUCUCGGCGGGUCUGACCUAGAGUAUGUGGAAAACUACAAAUACCUGUAAACUCUCCUUCCAGACUCACAUUAAGCAUCUCCAAUCAAAAGUUAGAUCUAGAAUCGGCUUCCUAUUUCGCAACAAAGCCUCCUUCACUCAUGCUGCCAAACAUGCCCUCGUAAAACUGACUAUCCUACUGAUCCUUGACUUCGGCGCUGUCAUUUACAAAUUAGCCUCCAACACUCUACUCAGCAAAUUGGAUGUACGGUAGUCUAUCACAGUGCCAUCCGUUUUGUCACCAAAGCCCCAUAUACUACCCACCAUUGUGACCUGUACGCUCUCGUUGGCUGGCCCUCACUACAUAUUAGUCGCCAAACCCACUGGCUCCAGGUAAUCUAUAAAUCACUGCUAGGCAAAUCCCCGUCUUAUCUUAGCUCACUGGUCACCAUAGCAACACCCACACGUAGUCUGCGCUCCAGCAGGUAUAUCUCACUGGUCAUCCCCAAAGCCAACACCUCUUUUGGCCGCCAUUCCUUCCAGUUCUCUGCUGCCAAUGACUGGAACGAACUGCAAGAAUCUCUGAAGCUGGAGACUCUUAUCUCCCUCACUAACUUUAAGCAUCAGUUGUCAGAGCACUUUACCGAUCACUGCACCUGUACACAGCCCAUCUGAAAUUAGCCCACCCAACUACCUCAUCCCCUUAUUGUUAUUUAUUUUGCUAAUUUGCACCCCAGUAUCUCUAUUUGCACAUCAUCUUUUGCACAUCUAUCAUUCCAGUGUUAAUACGAAAUUGUAACUAUUUUGCACUAUGGCCUAUUUAUUGUCUUACCUCCAUAACUUACUACAUUCGCACACACUGUAUAUACAGUGGGGAGAGCAAGUAUUUGAUACACUGCCGAAUUUGCAGGUUUCCUACUUACAAAGCAUGUAGAGGUCUGUAAUUUUUAUCAUAGGUACAUUUCAACUGUGAACAAAAAUCCAGAAAAACACAUUGUAUGAUUUUUAAGUAAUUAAUUUGCAUUUUAUUGCAUGACAUACAGUGGGGGAAAAAAGUAUUUAGUCAGCCACCAAUUGUGCAAGUUCUCCCGCUUAAAAAGAUGAGAGAGGCCUGUAAUUUUCAUCAUAGGUACACGUCAACUAUGACAGACAAAUUGAGGAAAAAAAAUCCAGAAAAUCACAUUGUAGGAUUUUUUAUGAAUUGAUUUGCAAAUUAUGGUGGAAAAUAAGUAUUUGGUCACCUACAAACAAGCAAGAUUUCUGGCUCUCACAGACCUGUAACUUCUUCUUUAAGAGGCUCCUCUGUCCUCUACUCGUUAUCUGUAUUAAUGGCAUCUCUUUGAACUUGUUAUCAGUAUAAAAGACACCUGUCCACAACCUCAAACAGUCACACUCCAAACUCCACUAUGGCCAAGACCAAAGAGCUGUCAAAGGACACCAGAAACAAAAUUGUAGACCUGCACCAGGCUGGGAAUACUGAAUCUGCAAUAGGUAAGCAGCUUGGUUUGAAGAAAUCAACUGUGGGAGCAAUUAUUAGGAAAUGGAAGACAUACAAGACCACUAAUAAUCUCCCUCGAUCUGGGGCUCCACGCAAGAUCUCACCCCGUGGGGUCAAAAUGAUCACAAGAACGGUGAGCAAAAAUCCCAGAACCACACGGGGGGACCUAGUGAAUGACCUGCAGAGAGCUGGGACCAAAGUAACAAAGCCUACCAUCAGUAACACACUACGCCGCCAGGGACUCAAAUCCUGCAGUGCAAGACGUGUCCCCCUGCUUAAGCCAGUACAUGUCCAGGCCCGUCUGAAGUUUGCUAGAGUGCAUUUGGAUGAUCCAGAAGAGGAUUGGGAGAAUGUCAUAUGGUCAGAUGAAACCAAAAUAUAACUUUUUGGUAAAAACUCAACUCGUCGUGUUUGGAGGACAAAGAAUGCUGAGUUGCAUCCAAAGAACACCAUACCUACUGUGAAGCAUGGGGGUGGAAACAUCAUGCUUUGGGGCUGUUUUUCUGCAAAGGGACCAGGACGACUGAUCCGUGUAAAGGAAAGAAUGAAUGGGGCCAUGUAUCGUGAGAUUUUGAGUGAAAACCUCCUUCCAUCAGCAAGGGCAUUGAAGAUGAAACGUGGCUGGGUCUUUCAGCAUGACAAUGAUCCCAAACACACCGCCCGGGCAACGAAGGAGUGGCUUCGUAAAAAGCAUUUCAAGGUCCUGGAGUGGCCUAGCCAGUCUCCAGAUCUCAACCCCAUAGAAAAUCUUUGGAGGGAGUUGAAAGUCCGUGUUGCCCAGCGACAGCCCCAAAACAUCACUGCUCUAGAGGAGAUCUGCAUGGAGGAAUGGGCCAAAAUGCCAGCAACAGUGUGUGAAAACCUUGUGAAGACUUACAGAAAACGUUUGACCUGUCUCAUUGCCAACAAAGGGUAUAUAACAAAGUAUUGAGAAACUUUUGUUAUUGACCAAAUACUUAUUUUCCACCAUAAUUUUUUAAUAAAUUCAUUAAAAAUCCUACAAUGUGAUUUUCUGGAUUUUUUUUCCUCAUUUUGUCUGUCAUAGUUGACGUGUACCUAUGAUGAAAAUUACAAGCCUCUCUCGUCUUUUUAAGUGGGAGAACUUGCACAAUUGGUGGCUGACUAAAUACUUUUUUCCCCCACUGUAAGUAUUUGAUCACCUACCAACCAGUAAGAAUUCCGGCUCUCAAAGACCUGUUAGUUUUUCUUUAAGAAGCCCUCCUGUUCUCCACUCAUUACCUGUAUUAACUGCACCUGUUUGAACUCGUUACCUGUAUAAAAGACACCUGUCCACACACUCAAUCAAACAGACUCCAACCUCUCCACAAUGGCCAAGACCAGAGAGCUGUGUAAGGACAUCAGGGAUAAAAUUGUAGACCUGCACAAUGUUGGGGUGGGCUACAGGACAAUAGGCAAGCAGCUUGGUGAGAAGGCAACAACUGUUGGCGCAAUUAUUAGAAAAUGGAAGAAGUUCAAGAUGACGGUCAAUCACCCUCGGUCUGGGGCUCCAUGCACGAUCUCACCUCGUGGGGCAUCAAUGAUCAUGAGGAAGGUGAGGGAUCAGCCCAGAACUACACGGCAGGACCUGGUCAAUGACCUGAAGAGAGCUGGGACCACAGUCUCAAAGAAAACCAUUAGUAACACACUAUCCCGUCAUGGAUUAAAAUCCUGCAGCGCACGCAAGGUCCCCCUGCUCAAGCCAGCGCAUGUCCAGGCCCGUCUGAAGUUUGCCAAUGACCAUCUGGAUGAUCCAGAGGAGGAAUGGGAGAAGGUCAUGUGGUCUGAUGAGACAAAAAUAGAGCUUUUUGGUCUAAACUCCACUCGCCGUGUUUGGAGGAAGAAGAAGGAUGAGUACAACCCCAAGAACACCAUCCCAACUGUGAAGCAUGGAGGUGGAAACUUGCUUUUCUGCAAAGGGGACAGGACGACUGCACCGUAUUGAGGGGAGGAUGGAUGGGGCCAUGUAUCGCGAGAUCUUGGCCAACAACCUCCUUCCCUCAGUAAGAGCAUUGAAGAUGGGUCGUGGCUGGGUCUUCCAGCAUGACAACGACCCGAAACACACAGCCAGGGCAACUAAGGAGUGGCUCCAUAAGAAGCAUCUCAAGGUCCUGGAGUGGCCUAGCCAGUCUCCAGACCUGAACCCAAUAGAAAAUCUUUGGAGAGAGCUGAAAGUCUGUAUUGCCCAGCGACAGCCCCGAAAUCUGAAGGAUCUGGAGAAGGUCUGUAUGGAGGAGUGGGCCAAAAUCCCUGCUGCAGUGUGUGCAAACCUGGUCAAGACCUACAGGAAACUUAUGAUCUCUGUAAUUGCAAACAAAGGUUUCUGUACCAAAUAUUAAGUUCUGUUUUUCUGAUGUAUCAAAUACUUAUGUCAUGCAAUAAAAUGCAAAUUAAUUACUUAAAAAUCAUACAAUCUGAUUUUCUGGAUUUCUGAAAUUACAGACCUCUACAUGCUUUGUAAGUAGGAAAACCUGCAAAAUCGGCAGUGUAUCAAAUACUUGUUCUCCCCACUGUAUAUGUUCUGUUUGUAUUUUUGACUUUAUGUUUUGUUUACCCCAUAUGUAACUCUGUGUUGGUGGGGGGGGUUUUUUAUCGCACUGCUUUGCUUUAUCUUGGCCAGGUCACAGUUGUAAAUGAGAACUUGUUCUCAACUGGCUUACCUGGUUAAAUAAAGGUAAAAUAAAAAAAUAUGCGUCAUUGAUUUUGCAUGUUUACAGACCUCUCUCCAAGUGUUAUAAAACAGAUUAUAGAUGUAUUAGCCUGUGUUAAUUAGUCAUUUUACUCCGUUUUAACCUUUGUCUCCACAGGCCAGAUCAUUCAGCAAGAACAUACCAGCUUCCGCCUUCCCUGCCUUCCUCCAAACGGUGGGUUGUUGUUGUUUUACAAGAAUCAUUAGUAUGUAUUGGGUUAGGUUGUGGUCACUGAAUGAGGUAACAUCAUGAAAAUGGUCAAAUUUACUGAAACGUUGACCAGACAAGACGCAUUAACUGAAUUAUGGGGCUUCUUUAGUCCUGGCACCAGGGAAGAGGCCAGGUGUGCGUGUUAGUUUCAUUUCAAGUUCUUUUAUCAAUCAUUUUUUUAUUAAUCCUCCAAUCGUGUUCAUCUGAACCUAGAUAAGGAGGAGCAGCAUCUGUUGAAUGGUCCUUUCUCCUCGUCAACCACCUCCCAAUAUCCUCACGUCUCUCUGUCUAACCUAUCCCUCCCUCCCAUCACAGCACACUCUCCAUCAGGAGGCCAGACAGACCUUUUAAUGCUCCAAUUUAAUCGCACCAGACAGACCACCAAGGGACUGCAUUAUGGGCUCUUACCACGGGCACUCUCAAAAGCAGUCUGAUUCCCACAGAGAAGGGGUGUGAAAGAGAGCAAUAAAGGAAGGGCAGAACAUAAUAACCAGAGCCUUGAGAAUGAGGCCAAGGUGAAGAAUUCGAGGUAGACAAAUGGCCCCGCAUCGUGUGUUAUGUUUUGAAGGGUGGAUGGUCACGAUGCUUGAGUGCGCCAACCAGCAGGGGCAUGAUGGUAAUCAGAGAAAGAGAGAGCGUUAAUACACUCAGUUCUGUGUUCCUCUUCUAUCCUCUCCAUCCAGGAUAAUUUCCACAAAUAUAAUGUUCUAUUGCUGCCGGUGCUAUAACUAUGUUCCUCUGUUCUGACGCUUAAAAGGCUCUUUCCUCUCAGCUGCUGAAUCAUAUGUUUUACGCCUGGCUGGCUUUGUGCGUCUAGGGCAAAGAGAAAGCACUUUGCUGAGCCCUGAGAUGACGCUCACGCUUGCUACCACAUGUAUAGAAUAAGGUCUGACACACUGUCACGAGAAUUUUGUUAUCUCAAUGGUUGAAGUCAACUAAUUCUUAAAUCUUUGAAUAAUUCCCAGAGGUUGUAAAUCUCUAGUUUAAAUAAUGAAUUAAACAAAAAAAACUUUCUGCAAUGGUCAGCCUUUAUUCAUGAGAGCGCUCUGUCCCAAAAUGGACGCGCAAUCUUUUUAUACACACACGUCAGAGGAAAAAUCCCACCCCGCUUUAGGCGGGCUGUAUUUUUCCACUGUACACAUCUUGUAAACUCACACCUGGGUUUAGCUCAUGUGGUUAUCCUCUGCUCUCCUGACCAUCAGGUCACACAUACACACGCAUGUUCUUAUCAUAGCCUACUCCUUGCUCGGGCAGGCUGCAUUUUUUCUCUAUUCCCAUACAUAGUUAUCGCUGUUCUCACAAUAUUCUGCAAGCCUCUCACUCCCCUUCCCUGUGUGGGGACAUCUGUUUUUGAAACCGGUCCCCUGUUAUUGGUUUCAACGUUUUGCACUUCUGCUUGCCUAAGUACAAGACACAAAUACUCUGUUGCUGGGCAAAUAUGCGUCUUAUAUAAGCCCAUUUGAUUAACUCUCUAAGCUCUAGUCUACUAAUAGUCAUACAUUAUUAGUUUAACUGAGGGUGUGACAUUUUAGUCAUAUCUUACUCACACAUUUCUUUAUCACACACAACGCACACACACAGGUGUGUUGAUGCUGUUUCCCUCUCUCUGGCUGCUGUUCUAGGUGGUGCUGGAGGACUACCUUCAAAAGGUGCGGCAGGUAGACUUUGAUGUGUUCCAUCCCAGCCUACAGAAAAGAAACCCACUGAUCCCCAUCCAGCUCUAUAUCCGCUCCUGGAAGAAGACCUAUUGACCUGCAUGGUGGGACAUUAUCUUGAGCCCUAUCGUAAUGUAUACCAGGUUUCAACAUCCGAUUUCAGAAAGUCCCACUCGUAUGUUGGUUUCUAAGUAGACCAAUCUACAACAGUGGAUUUCAAGAGACUCUUCCAUCUAUGACAUCAGCACUCCCCAGAAAAGGAUUCUGAGCUAAAACAUGCCUUUGCCAUCUAAACCAGUUCACCUGUGUUAUUCCCUGUUGUAGACUAGACAGCUGAGGACCACAGACAGAGAUUAUUGUAAAGCAAUAACUACAGUACUGGAGACUGAACUGAAGCACUGAUAUCUUGAAUAUUUUCAGUAAUAAAUCGUUUAGCCAUGUUGAUGGUCGAUAA
This is a messenger RNA of Coregonus sp. 'balchen', 17708 nucleotides long. The record is from the annotation of a GenBank genome assembly. Lineage: Eukaryota; Metazoa; Chordata; Actinopteri; Salmoniformes; Salmonidae.